Puccinia triticina is the source of this 2367-nucleotide messenger RNA. RefSeq lists its product as uncharacterized. NCBI's taxonomy places the organism in Eukaryota, Fungi, Basidiomycota, Pucciniomycetes, Pucciniales, Pucciniaceae. The record is from RefSeq and is a predicted model, not a curated record. Gene Ontology annotation, cellular component: nucleus; DNA replication factor C complex. The transcript has 12 exons. Bases 1 to 2367 code for a protein of 788 amino acids. Gene Ontology annotation, molecular function: DNA clamp loader activity; DNA binding; ATP binding. Gene Ontology annotation, biological process: DNA replication; DNA repair.
AUGCGUGACAGAGUGGUACCCAGCCUGAGCCCACGGCGUGAAUGGAAAUUAUCGACCAACCUUCAUCGAUGCCAUCGCAGUAACUUCAGCUUGCCCAAACAACCCAUGGCAAAGAGAACCACGACUGAGAAGCCGGCCGCGUCCAAGGCGCCUGCAUCGAAGAAGGUUAAGACUGACGCAGAAGCUAGCUCGUCCGCCUCAGCCAAACCCCGAUGGUUCCCCGGCAAAGAACGUGCGGGCCCAUCUGCACCAGGAUCUAAGCCGAUUCCCGAAGGCGCAGAAAAUUGUCUGGCUGGAUUGACGUUCGUCUUUACGGGUGAAUUGGAGUCCCUCACUCGAGAAGAUGCCCAGGCGCUGGCCAAGAGAUAUGGAGGUCGCGUGACUACCAGCCCGUCCUCAAAAACCAGUUUCGUCGUCCUUGGAUCAGAUGCUGGUCCCAAAAAGCUAGAGAUGAUUAAGAAACACAAGAUCAAAACGAUUACUGAGGACGAAUUUCUGAAUUUGAUUGGCUCCAAACCCUCUGGUGAAGUAGAUGCCAAAACGUUGAAGAAGCAAGAGGAAGAAGUGAAAAAGGUCGAACAAGUAGCUAAAUUACUGGGUUCGCCGAAGGGAAGCGUAAGUGAAAAGAAAUCCGCUGGUCAAUUGUGGACAGUUAAAUACGCGCCAAAGAAUCUGGGCGACCUCUGCGGUAACAAGACACAGAUUGACAAAAUUCAAGCCUGGCUUCGUGAUUGGUCCAAGUUCAGACGUUCCAAUUUCACCAAACCGGGCAAAGAUGGAAUAGGAAUGUACCGGUGUGUAGUACUAUCGGGCCCGCCAGGUGUCGGCAAGACAUCAGCUGCCCACUUGGUCGCCAAGGCCGAAGGAUACGAAGUUAUCGAGUUGAACGCCAGUGACACGCGCAGUAAGAAACUCUUAGAGAGUGGCUUCAGAGAUAUCAUUGGUAAUAGUAGUAUAGCCGGUUUCCUGGAGACAACGACGGAGCGCUCGGAGAAAUUGGUGUUGAUCAUGGACGAGGUUGAUGGAAUGUCAGCUGGUGAUCGAGGAGGUGUGGGCGCAUUGAAUGCGCUGAUCAAGAAAUCUCAGAUCCCGAUUAUCGCGAUUGCGAAUGACAUGUCAAUCCCGAAGAUGAAGCCGUUGAAGGCGACUGCUCUUUCGCUUGUUUUCCGGAGACCGAAUGUCAACAUGAUUCGAAGUCGGAUGAUGAGUAUUGCGUUCAAGGAGGGGAUGAAGAUUCCACCCAACGCCAUCGAUCAACUCGUCGCUGGCAGCCAAUCAGAUAUCCGCCAAAUCAUCAAUAUGUUAUCUACCUGGAAGAUCGGCAAUAGUCAACAAGGUCCUUCUAAGACGAUGGACUUUGAUCAAGCGCGUCUAUUAACUUCUGAGAAUGAGAAGGAUGCCAUCAUGUCACCUUGGACAUUGAUGAGCAAGCUCUUUGCUCCACAAACUUGGAGUCAAAUGAGCUCAAUGACGUUCAUUGACAAGUGUAAUUUAUACUUUCACGACCACGACAUGUUGCCAUUAUUUGUACAGGAUGGCUACGUGAAGCAUGAUUACGGACAAGCCAGGACGCUCGCUGGUCAGGAGAAGUCCGCUAAGAAAAUGGAGCUGCUCUCGUUGGCUGCCGAUUCGAUUGCAGAUGGGGAUUUAGUAGAUCGAAUGAUACAUGGCCCACAGCAACAUUGGAGUCUGAUGCCACUUCAUGGAGUGUUUUCGGUCGUCAGGCCGGCUUACUACUGCCAUGGGCCAUCCACCUCGGGCGAUUUUGGUGGAUUUUCGUUUCCGUCUUGGUUCGGGAAGAAUUCGACCCAAGGCAAACUGAAUCGAGUUAUGGGAGAGAUUCACGGUCGAAUGCGAAUGAAGAUCUCAGGCGAUAAGAGGGAGACAUUAAUGAACUAUCUCCCUAUCUUGUACCCAAGAUUGAUCGACCCGCUACGGGAUGGUGGUGUGGAGGCGGUCGAUGAAAUUAUUGAGCUGAUGGACGACUACUUUUUAACUAAGGAGGAGUGGGAUAAUUUGGUAGAGUUGAUGGCCAUAGGGAAAUCGCCAGAAGAGCUAAUGAAGCAAAUUCCAUCGGCAACCAAAGCCACGCUGACCCGGAAAUACAACAAAGCUUCCCACCCGAUCCCAUUCCAAAAGGAAGUCAUAGGGCUUGCGGUUUCCAAAAAAAUCAAAUCUGACGCAAUUCCUGACGUGGAAGAGCUGGCUGAGUCGGAUGAGGAUCCAACAGAUAUUACGAAAGAUAAGUUGAUCAAAGCUAAGAAACCUGGACGGGCCUCCGCAGCUGGAGCCAAGACCAUUAAAAAAGCUGCUUCCUCCUCUAAGCCGACCCCUAAAACUAGCCGGGCUCGAAAAUCUAUAAAGUAG